This is a messenger RNA of Diorhabda carinulata, 3026 nucleotides long. It is a transcript of the gene Clic, whose product is annotated as chloride intracellular channel exc-4. Lineage: Eukaryota; Metazoa; Arthropoda; Insecta; Coleoptera; Chrysomelidae. Gene Ontology annotation, molecular function: chloride channel activity. The coding region runs from base 205 to 987 and encodes 260 amino acids. Gene Ontology annotation, cellular component: cytoplasm; apical plasma membrane. The transcript is spliced from 4 exons. Gene Ontology annotation, biological process: chloride transport. The record is from RefSeq and is a predicted model, not a curated record.
AUAUUUCGUCAUAUAUGUAAUAAUACGUUUUAAAUUUACAAUUCCACUCCUCAUAUUUAAUCCGGCAUCGUUGUAAAACUUCUACCAACUGACUCAUAACGUCAUUUCAUCAGUUAGUUUUGAGAAUUGGUGUUGUGUUCGUUUACACGAAGAAUUUAAACAAUUUUUAAAGUUUGAGUGCCUUUUUCCGGUAGAAAUAAAAUAAUGGGCGAUGAAGUAGCUGAAAACGGUCACGUAGAAAACGGAGACGUACCAGAAAUCGAACUCAUAAUAAGGGCGUCCACCAUAGACGGUAGACGUAAAGGAGCGUGUCUUUUUUGUCAAGAAUAUUUUAUGGAACUGUACUUAUUGGCCGAACUUAAAACAAUUAGUUUAAAAGUAACUACGGUCGAUAUGCAGAAACCGCCUCCCGAUUUUCGUACGAAUUUCGAAGCUACCCCGCCUCCGAUACUAAUAGACAGAGGUAUGGCCAUUUUGGAAAACGAAAAAAUUGAAAGACACAUCAUGAAAAGUGUACCGGGCGGACAUAAUUUAUUUGUACAGGAUAAAGAAGUGGCAACGUUGAUCGAAAACCUUUAUACGAAAUUCAAGAUGUACGUGAGAAAAUACGAAUCGCCCGAUACUACGGAAAGUAGACAACCGUUACUGUCCCAUUUGGAGAGGAUCAACGACUUUUUGGCCAAAAGGGGAACGAGAUUUUUAACCGGAGACACGAUGUCGUGUUUCGAUUGCGAAUUGAUGCCGAGACUUCAACAUAUACGCAUUGGAGCGAAAGCCUUCAGAAAAUUCGAGAUUCCGACGAGUUUUACUGCCCUUUGGAAUUACAUGGCGAACAUGUACGAAUUGGAGGCUUUCAUACAAAGCUGCCCGGCCGAUCAGGACAUCAUUAGUCACAUUAAAAAUCAAUUGGGUCUAAAGACGACGGCUCGGAUAGAAUUGGAAACGCCCGUUUACACGACGGCCAUUCCGGUCCUGGCGGAAUCUUAAAAAAAUUACGAUAAUGGAAAUUUCAAAAAAUUCGGUUUUGUGAUAUUUGAAAUCGGAAGUAUAUAGGAAAGUUUUAAAAAAAAAUAGGAAUCGAUCUUUUUCGAAUGUUUUUUUUUUGAAAAAAAAAAUUUUGUAGGCCAGUUUUGAGAAAUAUGGAAUCAUAUUAUAAUCAAAAAACCCUCGUAUAUAAAGUUUGUUAUACAAUUUUGCUAAAAAUUUAAUUUUAAAUUGAAAUAAUUCAAAUUAUCGGUUAAGGUUGUUACACACGUUCCUAUUUUUGUUUCAAAUUAAAUUCAAAUUAGCGUUUUAUUUAGAUGCCUUAAAUAUAUAAAAAAAAUUUUCUUUUUCAUAUUAUCAAUCAGAAAAAAAAACCUGUCAAUUUUUCUGUACGAUAUAAACUUGAAAAAAUACAUUUUAAUGCCGCACAAUAUUGGACAUACCAUCAAAAGUUCGUUAAGGGGGUUACUUACGUUCCGGUAUUUCUACUACUUCCACAAAAUCGAUAAAUCGUAUAAGGCAAUGUGUGAAUCGGUCUUUACAUCGUGAAAUAUUGAAAUACCAUGAAAAUUUUAAGUUUAAUUCGAUUAAGAUGGUUAUCUACGUUCCCGAAUUUUUUACUAACGCCUAAAAUACAAUUAAUUGUAUCCGGAUUCGCGUAAUCGGCCCAUUACAACAAAAUAUCGUACGUAUCAUCUUAUAUGAUAGGGUGAAGGUGGUUUUAUACGUUCCGGUAUGUUUGUUAAUAGCGAGGGAAUAAUUAUUCAUAAUUCUGUACGUGUAAACUGGUCUUUACACGACAAAAUUUUAUACAUCCUAUGAAAACUUCGAGUCUUAUUCUAUUAAGGCGGUUAUCUACGGGACGUGACAGUAAUUCGUAUUCCGAUUCGUGUGAAUAGGCCUUUAUUUGUACGCUCCGUUAUUUUUGGUUAUAACACGAGAACAAUUAAUCGCGAAUCGUAACGUGUAAAACGGUCUUUAUAACUUAAAAUUUCGUAUAUACCAGCGAAACUUCGAGUUUGAUUCAAUUGACGUUCCGGUAUCUUUAAUGAUAACCUAAAAACAGUAGUAAUUCGUGUGAACAGGCCUUUAUGACAUACUAUCGUUUAUGAUACGGUUAAGGUGGUUUUCUACGCUCCGGUAUCUUUAUUUUUAUUCGUUAGCAAUAAACCGUGUGAAACGGUCUUUAUAACCCCAAUCGAAUUUGGUGUAGCUGCAUGUUAAGGUGGUUAUCUACGUUUUUUUUUCAUCUUAAUAAUUGAUAUAAGCGUAAAUACGCCGGAACGUGUGUGCCACUCUUAACGAUUAUUAUUUUAUCGGCUCCAAACGCAUCAUUUUUAUUUCGAGUAUUAAGUAUUAUUUAAUACAUUAUCUAAAUUUUUAAACAAUUGAUCGAUAAUAACUAGAUAAUACUAGAUUAAUUAUUUAAUUUUAAUUUUUUUUCUUUAAACAAUCGCUUUUUCACUGUUCCAAUACGUAGACGCACUUAUUUUAUUUUUAAUUUAAUCGUAUCGAAAUUUCUCCAAAUUUGGGGAAAAAUUGGGGGUGUGCCAACACCGCAGUUUCUCUCAUUUGGGUCGGAACGUUAUAUCCAAUAACGUGUCAUUUGUCACGAUAUUUUCACGUUCCUUGACGUUGAUUGAUUUGAUUUGAAUAUAUGGUAAGUUUUUAACACGUGGAGACAUUUCGAUAUUACAAAACUGAUUUAAUAUAUUUUUAUAUGGAUUUUUCUUUCGCUAUUUACCUAGUCCAGGUACUGAAAUAAUUACUUACGUAAAAUUAUGUAAAGAACCAUUUUGUACGAUGUGAUGGUAAAAAAAUGUUUUAAAAUUGACGUAUACAAAUUUUUCUUUCUCUUAAGCAUCUUUAAUGACCAUAAAUGUUAAGUUUUUCGUUUAUUUUUUUUUCUAUACAAUUGCAUUGUUGUUACUGGAGUUACUAUUAUUAUUAUUAUUUAGAUAUUAGAUUUGUACUUUUACUAUCAGAAUACCUGGUUGCGUUCAAUAGAACAUUUAAUUAAUAAAGGUCUAAACUAUUUAAAA